This is a messenger RNA of Aspergillus alliaceus, 1284 nucleotides long. RefSeq names its product lactate/malate dehydrogenase family protein. Gene Ontology annotation, molecular function: oxidoreductase activity, acting on the CH-OH group of donors, NAD or NADP as acceptor. Gene Ontology annotation, biological process: carboxylic acid metabolic process. The transcript has 3 exons. Lineage: Eukaryota; Fungi; Ascomycota; Eurotiomycetes; Eurotiales; Aspergillaceae. The annotation marks the transcript as partial. The record is from RefSeq and is a predicted model, not a curated record.
CAGCGGUCUAAUAUUUUGUUCGUGGGUGACUAGGUAUAUUCUGAAAUACAAAGUUUAAAUUGCUACAAUCUAGUACGAGGUGGUCUGAUACCACAUCCGCCGAACUUACCGCGGAAAGGAGUGUGAUUGAUAUAUGACGAUAUUAUUCAAACCUCCUAUAUGGGGCUAUUGAUGAUCGCCUUGCUUUUCCCUGUGAGCUAUAUACCAAGCCUUUACACUGGUGAUGGCGUCUUCAAAUAACAACCCUCGUGUGGCAAUUGUAGGCGUUGGCCAGGUCGGCGCCGCUGCCGCGUACGCGCUCAUCCUAGGCCGUAUCGCAAAGGAGUUGCUUCUGGUCGAUGUUAACGCAGAGUUGAGAGAUGCUCAGGUACAAGACCUCUUAGAUGUGGCCUACAACAGCAACAGUGGCAUAGGUGUGCGAGCAGCCACCUACCAAGACGUAGGUCAAUGUGACAUUGUGGUCAUUACAGCUGGAUCGAAGUCUUCUAGAGGUGAAACCCCUGUCCAGCAUAUGUACAACAAGAUUUCGAUCAUAAAGAGCAUUGUCAAUGAAGCAAGACCAUUUAGAUCAGAUGCGAUCAUUCUCAUUGCGGCUAACCCAGUAGACCUGCUCACAUCCAUCACUCAGGAGCUGUCUGGGCUCCCAGAAUGUCAAGUUUUGGGCACGGGCACCUCCCUUGAUUCGGUCCGACUUCGUGGCCUACUGGCAGAAACGACUGGGGUGGCAAUUAGUUCGAUCAGCGCUUAUAUCUUGGGUGUACACGGAGCCUCUCAGGCAGUCGCAUGGUCCCAUGUGACCAUUGGUGGUAUUCCCAUCGAAGAAUGGUGCCCCCAGAACACUAUUAGCCACGCCGAUGUUGCGAACGAAUGCAAACGUAAAUCACAGGUUAUUGUACGAGCCAAGGGGGCAACACCGUUUGGAAUUGGUUCCAUAAUCUCUAGCAUUUGCUAUUCUAUCCUUUUGGAUAAGCGCGAUGUUUGGUCUGUAAGCCAUUACCAGUCAGAAUACGGCUGCUGUUUCAGCCUGCCUGUAGUCCUCGGUAGGGGCGGCGUCAUAAAGUCUACUGAUAUACACUUGGAUAGUGGAGAAGAGGGUGAUAUUGCCCAGGCAGUGCAGACAUUGAAAGCUCUAAUCGAGCGACUCAAACAUGAUUAGCGGGCGCGAACUGAACCCCAGGACGCCCGUGGAUAUAUAUAUUUGCGCGACUGACGUGCCGGAGAGGGACAUGAAUUGUAUAUACUAAUAGGAGUGAGUGGAGGACUGACCUAAAACUUACCUUUUCC